This is a messenger RNA of Pistacia vera, 1181 nucleotides long. RefSeq names its product Holliday junction resolvase MOC1, chloroplastic. The record is from RefSeq and is a predicted model, not a curated record. The transcript is spliced from 6 exons. Gene Ontology annotation, molecular function: crossover junction DNA endonuclease activity. The coding region runs from base 85 to 960 and encodes 291 amino acids. Lineage: Eukaryota; Viridiplantae; Streptophyta; Magnoliopsida; Sapindales; Anacardiaceae.
ACCCCCUUUGAAAAUGGAAGGGGAAAGAUGAUGAUAACGAACAGUCGAACAGAGAGAAUGUUCCAAAUUUAAAUUCAAAAACAGAUGACAUUGAAAUUGAAUCCCAAUCUUUUGAUGGGAACACAAACACUACUCCAUUCACAGAUUUACCCCCAGUUACAAACCCAUUAUAAUUACCAUUACACCCUCAUCGUCCCCUCCAAACUCAGAUCCAUUUUUGCAAACACAUACUCUACAUUUGCGAGCAGACGUAUAAGUACUGGUAGAGCACCAGAGAUUAGGGCUACUAAGGUCUCGGAUGCUGCACAAUUCAAGCAAAACUGGCUCGAUUCUCUCACUUCCCCUCCUCUUCAAACUCAAACUCAAACCCUUGAUGAUUCUAAAUGGGUUCUGGGUGUCGACCCGGAUCUUUCCGGUGCUUUAGCCGUCUUGAAAACCGACCACACCGGUUCCUCGGCUCAGGUAUUUGAUACUCCGCAUUUGCCAGUUUUAGUUGGUGGUAGAGUUCGAAAACGUUUGGAUGCCAAGUCUAUUGUUCUGUUGCUUCGUAGAUUAGAUGCUCCAGUUGGAACGACUGCAUAUAUAGAGCAAUCAAUCCCUUAUCCAAAAGAUGGGAAACAGGGUUGGUGGAGUGGAGGAUUUGGAUAUGGAUUAUGGAUUGGGAUAUUGGUUGCCUCUGGCUUUUCUGUAGUUCCAGUACCAUCUGCAAUGUGGAAGAAUGAGUUUGAACUCUCAGGAGGCAUGACUAUGAAGGAUGAUAGUAGGAGGCUUGCGUCCACAUUAUUUCCAUCUUUGAGUUCCCUACUGCAACGGAAAAAGGAUCACGGAAGGGCUGAGGCUCUUCUGAUUGCUGCAUAUGGAAAAGGUCUGAAGUUAGACUCAUCAAGCCUGUCCGAGGAAUUGGUUCCUUCAAAUGAGGAAGUUAUCUUUUCAAACGAUGUGAUAUCUUGUAAAGAAUGAUCUGCUAACAUAAAAUUAGCUUCUCGGUACAUAGACCUUGAUUUGCUUUCGGCUUCUGAACAUCAGUGAGGGUGUCGAGGGAUGAAUUAUUGCAGGAGAAUUAGAACAAGAGAUGCAAGUAACAAGAAGAGACUUUUGAGGAUGGCUGUAUAUUAUGACCAUUCUUCACCGGAGUCAUAUUGUUGUUAUAGAAUAGUUGUUACUUGUUAUUGUAGCUCUGA